AUGCACCAGGAUGACGUGGCGCGGCGCCAGGUGGCGGAUAAGAUCGGUGAUGCCCUUGGCAUCGGUGUGUGGGGAGAAAGAGAGCACAUGCACCUGCCGAAAAGGAGGGAUUAUUUUGGGCACAGAUCUCAUCUCCCGGAUAUCCUCUCCCGGAUAUCCCCUCCCGGAUAUCCCCUCCCGCAUAUCCCCUCCCGCAUAUCCCCUCCUGCAUAUCCCCUCCAGCAUAUCCCCUCCCGGAUAUCCCCUCCCGGAUAUCCCCUCCCGCAUAUCCCCUCCCGCAUAUCCCCUCCCGGAUAUCCCCUCCCGGAUAUCCCCUCCCGCAUAUCCCCUCCCGCAUAUCCCCUCCUGCAUAUCCCCUCCAGCAUAUCCCCUCCCGGAUAUCCCCUCCCGGAUAUCCCCUCCCGCAUAUCCCCUCCCGCAUAUCCCCUCCUGCAUAUCCCCUCCAGCAUAUCCCCUCCCGGAUAUCCCCUCCCGGAUAUCCCCUCCCGCAUAUCCCCUCCCGCAUAUCCCCUCCCGGAUAUCCCCUCCCGGAUAUCCCCUCCUGCAUAUCCCCUCCAGCAUAUCCCCUCCCGCAUAUCCUCUCCCAGAUCUCAUCUCCCGGAUAUCCUCUCCCGGAUAUCCUCUGCCGGAUAUCCUCUCACCCCGGAUAAAGUGGAUACACCCCAGCCAUGCACACCCACUCACCCGGGCAGCACGAGCAGGUUGCGGGGGUGGGGCGCCCAGGCCUUGAAGGCGUGCAGGGAGAGCCCCCCUGAGAGCAUGCCAGGCGUGGCAAACAGCACCAUGGGCGAUGGCGCGUCCAGUAGCACCCGGUCGAAUGGCCGCACUGGAAGCAGAGAGGUGCAUGUGAAAGAGAGCGAACGGGGGAACUUGUGUCUUGUGGAGCUUGUGGAGAUGCUUGCAAUGGGAGCACUGACAGAGCAUGGGCGGCAGGCCAGAGCAGCGGGCGGCUUGCAGGCGGCAGGCUGCAGCAGCGAGCGACCCGCUGCAGCGUGCGGGCGGCAAUCGUUGGCACCAGUGGCGACCGCGAACUGCAGCUGCCGGAUAGCUAGCGUGCUGGGGGCCUACAGGGCGUGGGGCGAGGCGCGCCCGGACCAAGGCGCGCGCCCCGACCAAGGCGCGCGCCCGGACCAAGUCGCGCGCCCGGACCAAGGCGCGCGCCCGGACCAAGGCGCGCGCCCGGACCAAGGCGCGCGCCCGGACCAAGGCGCGCGCCCGGACCAAGGCGCGCGCCCGGACCAAGGCGCGCGCCCGGACCAAGGCGCGCGCCCGGACCAAGGCGCGCGCCCGGACCAAGGCGCGCGCCCGGACCAAGGCGCGCGCCCGGACCAAGUCGCGCGCCCGGACCAAGUCGCGCGCCCGGACCAAGGCGCGCGCCCGGACCAAGGCGCGCGCCCGGACCAAGGCGCGCGCCCGGACCAAGGCGCGCGCCCGGACCAAGGCGCGCGCCCGGACCAAGGCGCGCGCCCGGACCAAGUCGCGCGCCCGGACCAAGUCGCGCGCCCGGACCAAGUCGCGCGCCCGGACCAAGUCGCGCGCCCGGACCAAGUCGCGCGCCCGGACCAAGGCGCGCGCCCGAACCAAGGCGCGCGCCCCCGGACCAAGGCGCGCCCCCGGACCAAGGCGCGCCCCCGGACCAAGGCGCGCCCCCGGACCAAGGCGCGCCCCCGGACCAAGGCGCGCCCCCGGACCAAGGCGCGCCCCCGGACCAAGGCGCGCCCCCGGACCAAGGCGCGCCCCCGGACCAAGGCGCGCCCCCGGACCAAGGCGCGCGCCCGGAGCAAGGCGCGCGCCCGGAGCAAGGCGCGCGCCCGGAGCAAGGCGCGCGCCCGGACCAAGGCGCGCGCCCGGACCAAGGCGCGCGCCCGGACCAAGGCGCGCGCCCGGACCAAGUCGCGCGCCCGGACCAAGUCGCGCGCCCGGAGCAAGUCGCGCGCCCGGAGCAAGGCGCGCGCCCGGAGCAAGGCGCGCGCCCGGAGCAAGGCGCGCGCCCGGAGCAAGGCGCGCGCCCGGACCAAGGCGCGCGCCCGGACCAAGGCGCGCGCCCGGACCAAGUCGCGCGCCCGGACCAAGGCGCGCGCCCGGACCAAGGCGCGCGCCCGGACCAAGGCGCGCGCCCGGACCAAGGCGCGCGCCCGGACCAAGGCGCGCGCCCGGACCAAGGCGGUCGCGCGCCCGGACCAGGGCGCGCGCCCGGACCAAGGCGCGCGCCCGGACCAAGGCGCGCGCCCGGACCAAGGCGCGCGCCCGGACCAAGUCGCGCGCCCGGACCAAGUCGCGCGCCCGGACCAAGUCGCGCGCCCGGACCAAGGCGCGCGCCCGGACCAAGGCGCGCGCCCGGACCAAGGCGCGCGCCCGUACCAAGGCGCGCGCCCGGACCAAGGCGCGCGCCCGGACCAAGGCGCGCGCCCGGACCAAGGCGCGCGCCCGGACCAAGGCGCGCGCCCGGACCAAGUCGCGCGCCCGGACCAAGGCGCGCGCCCGGACCAAGGCGCGCGCCCGGACCAAGGCGCGCGCCCGGACCAAGGCGCGCGCCCGGACCAAGGCGCGCGCCCGGACCAAGGCGCGCGCCCGGACCAAGGCGCGCGCCCGGACCAAGGCGCGCGCCCGGACCAAGGCGCGCGCCCGGACCAAGUCGCGCGCCCGGACCAAGGCGCGCGCCCGGACCAAGGCGCGCGCCCGGACCAAGGCGCGCGCCCGGACCAAGUCGCGCGCCCGGACCAAGGCGCGCGCCCGGACCAAGUCGCGCGCCCGGACCAAGUCGCGCGCCCGGACCAAGGCGCGCGCCCGGACCAAGGCGCGCGCCCGGACCAAGGCGCGCGCCAGGACCAAGGCGCGCGCCCGGACCAAGGCGCGCGCCCGGACCAAGUCGCGCGCCCGGACCAAGGCGCGCGCCAGGACCAAGGCGCGCGCCCGGACCAAGGCGCGCGCCCGGACCAAGGCGCGCGCCCGGACCAAGGCGCGCGCCCGGACCAAGGCGCGCGCCCGGACCAAGUCGCGCGCCCGGACCAAGUCGCGCGCCCGGACCAAGUCGCGCGCCCGGACCAAGUCGCGCGCCCGGACCAAGGCGCGCGCCCGGACCAAGGCGCGCGCCCGGACCAAGGCGCGCGCCCGGAGCAAGGCGCGCGCCCGGAGCAAGGCGCGCGCCCGGAGCAAGGCGCGCGCCCGGAGCAAGGCGCGCGCCCGGAGCAAGGCGCGCGCCCGGACCAAGGCGCGCGCCCGGACCAAGUCGCGCGCCCGGACCAAGGCGCGCGCCCGGACCAAGGCGCGCGCCCGGACCAAGGCGCGCGCCCGGACCAAGGCGCGCGCCCGGACCAAGGCGCGCGCCCGGACCAAGGCGCGCGCCCGGACCAAGGCGCGCGCCCGGACCAAGGCGCGCGCCCGGACCAAGGCGCGCGCCCGGACCAAGUCGCGCGCCCGGACCAAGGCGCGCGCCCGGACCAAGGCGCGCGCCCGGACCAAGGCGCGCGCCCGGACCAAGGCGCGCGCCCGGACCAAGGCGCGCGCCCGGACCAAGGCGCGCGCCCGGACCAAGGCGCGCGCCCGGACCAAGUCGCGCGCCCGGACCAAGUCGCGCGCCCGGACCAAGUCGCGCGCCCGGACCAAGGCGCGCGCCCGGACCAAGGCGCGCGCCCGGACCAAGGCGCGCGCCCGGACCAAGGCGCGCGCCCGGACCAAGGCGCGCGCCCGGAGCAAGGCGCGCGCCCGGACCAAGGCGCGCGCCCGGAGCAAGGCGCGCGCCCGGACCAAGGCGCGCGCCCGGAGCAAGGCGCGCGCCCGGACCAAGGCGCGCGCCCGGACCAAGGCGCGCGCCCGGACCAAGGCGCGCGCCCGGACCAAGGCGCGCGCCCGGACCAAGUCGCGCGCCCGGACCAAGUCGCGCGCCCGGACCAAGGCGCGCGCCCGGACCAAGGCGCGCGCCCGGACCAAGUCGCGCGCCCGGACCAAGGCGCGCGCCCGGACCAAGUCGCGCGCCCGGACCAAGGCGCGCGCCCGGACCAAGGCGCGCGCCCGGACCAAGGCGCGCGCCCGGACCAAGACCAAGGCGCGCGCCCGGACCAAGGCGCGCGCCCGGACCAAGGCGCGCGCCCGGACCAAGGCGCGCGCCAGGACCAAGGCGCGCGCCCGGACCAAGGCGCGCGCCCGGACCAAGGCGCGCGCCCGGACCAAGGCGCGCGCCCGGACCAAGGCGCGCGCCCGGACCAAGUCGCGCGCCCGGACCAAGUCGCGCGCCCGGACCAAGUCGCGCGCCCGGACCAAGUCGCGCGCCCGGACCAAGGCGCGCGCCCGGACCAAGGCGCGCGCCCGGACCAAGGCGCGCGCCCGGAGCAAGGCGCGCGCCCGGAGCAAGGCGCGCGCCCGGAGCAAGGCGCGCGCCCGGAGCAAGGCGCGCGCCCGGAGCAAGGCGCGCGCCCGGACCAAGGCGCGCGCCCGGACCAAGGCGCGCGCCCGGACCAAGGCGCGCGCCCGGACCAAGGCGCGCGCCCGGACCAAGGCGCGCGCCCGGACCAAGGCGCGCGCCCGGACCAAGGCGCGCGCCCGGACCAAGGCGCGCGCCCGGACCAAGGCGCGCGCCCGGACCAAGGCGCGCGCCCGGACCAAGGCGCGCGCCCGGACCAAGGCGCGCGCCCGGACCAAGGCGCGCGCCCGGACCAAGGCGCGCGCCCGGACCAAGGCGCGCGCCCGGACCAAGGCGCGCGCCCGGACCAAGGCGCGCGCCCGGACCAAGGCGCGCGCCCGGACCAAGGCGCGCGCCCGGACCAAGUCGCGCGCCCGGACCAAGUCGCGCGCCCGGACCAAGUCGCGCGCCCGGACCAAGGCGCGCGCCCGGACCAAGGCGCGCGCCCGGACCAAGGCGCGCGCCCGGACCAAGGCGCGCGCCCGGACCAAGGCGCGCGCCCGGACCAAGGCGCGCGCCCGGAGCAAGGCGCGCGCCCGGACCAAGGCGCGCGCCCGGAGCAAGGCGCGCGCCCGGACCAAGGCGCGCGCCCGGACCAAGGCGCGCGCCCGGACCAAGGCGCGCGCCCGGACCAAGGCGCGCGCCCGGACCAAGGCGCGCGCCCGGACCAAGUCGCGCGCCCGGACCAAGUCGCGCGCCCGGACCAAGGCGCGCGCCCGGACCAAGGCGCGCGCCCGGACCAAGGCGCGCGCCCGGACCAAGGCGCGCGCCCGGACCAAGGCGCGCGCCCGGACCAAGGCGCGCGCCCGGACCAAGUCGCGCGCCCGGACCAAGGCGCGCGCCCGGACCAAGGCGCGCGCCCGGACCAAGGCGCGCGCCCGGACCAAGGCGCGCGCCCGGACCAAGGCGCGCGCCCGGACCAAGUCGCGCGCCCGCGCGCCCGGACCAAGUCGCGCGCCCGGACCAAGGCGCGCGCCCGGACCAAGUCGCGCGCCCGGACCAAGUCGCGCGCCCGGACCAAGUCGCGUGCCCGGACCAAGUCGCGCGCCCGGACCAAGUCGCGCGCCCGGACCAAGUCGCGCGCCCGGACCAAGGCGCGCGCCCGGACCAAGGCGCGCGCCCGGACCAAGGCGCGCGCCCGGACCAAGGCGCGCGCCCGGACCAAGGCGCGCGCCCGGACCAAGUCGCGCGCCCGGACCAAGGCGCGCGCCCGGACCAAGGCGCGCGCCCGGACCAAGGCGCGCGCCCGGACCAAGUCGCGCGCCCGGACCAAGGCGCGCGCCCGGACCAAGGCGCGCGCCCGGACCAAGGCGCGCGCCCGGACCAAGGCGCGCGCCCGGACCAAAUCGCGCGCCCGGACCAAGGCGCGCGCCCGGACCAAGUCGCGCGCCUAG
Molecule: messenger RNA, 5793 nt
Organism: Closterium sp. Yama58-4
Lineage: Eukaryota; Viridiplantae; Streptophyta; Zygnematophyceae; Desmidiales; Closteriaceae
Source: the annotation of a GenBank genome assembly